Carya illinoinensis is the source of this 435-nucleotide messenger RNA. RefSeq lists its product as uncharacterized. The transcript is spliced from 2 exons. The coding region runs from base 1 to 435 and encodes 144 amino acids. Lineage: Eukaryota; Viridiplantae; Streptophyta; Magnoliopsida; Fagales; Juglandaceae. The record is from RefSeq and is a predicted model, not a curated record. Gene Ontology annotation, molecular function: nucleic acid binding.
AUGGCUGAGUGGUGCUACAACACAACAACACAUUCAGCUACUGGUAUGUCGCCAUUUGAAGCUUUUUAUGGUCAUAAACCAAGGCUCUUGUUAUAUGUUUGUGGCACUACUGCAAAUGAAACUAUGGAUCAACAAUUGAGAACAAGAGAUGAAAUCAUGGGUUUGUUGAAAGAGAAUUUACAGAAGGCUCAACAAAGGAUGAAGCACUUUGCUGAUAGAAAGAACCCUACAGGACAGAAAGAACUUUCACAGUUGAUUUUGGAGAAAGUGGGGUCUGUAGCAUACAAACCACAUUUGCUUAUUGCAGCUAAAAUUCAUAAUGUUUUUCAUGUUUCUUGGCUUAAGAAGAAAUUGGGGGAAAAUGUCACAGCAUUACCAUCAUUACCACUAGUAGAUAAAGAGGGGAAUAUUAAGCCAAAACUUGAAGCCAUUUAG